Mycena citricolor is the source of this 3764-nucleotide messenger RNA. The record is from the annotation of a GenBank genome assembly. Lineage: Eukaryota; Fungi; Basidiomycota; Agaricomycetes; Agaricales; Mycenaceae.
AACACACACACGCACGCACGCACGCACCCGACAUACCACUUCUCGAAUGUCCGUAUUCGCAUCCUCCCGCCGCGUCGCCAUCGCCUGUCUCAGCUGCCGCGAGCGCAAAAUCAAGUGCAUCACGAGCUCGACGGACAACGCGUGUCUGCGCUGCCACUCGAACGACCUGCCGUGCGACUACAUCUCCGCGGUCAAGCACCGGCGCGUCCGCCCCGCACCCGCCGACACCGACGCCCCGAGGAAGCGCCGCACUGCGAGACCCGACGCCCCAUCGGGCCCGGAGGCGCCCGCGAGGACGUGCGCGCUGCGUCCGCUCCGCGCGAAACACGCGCCGUACCCCCGCCACCAUCGCGCGUACGACGGCGCCGCGGAGGGCUGCUGGCCCGUCGUAGCUGAUGUUGCCGAAUAUUCCGUCCCUCCACGGCCCUGCGCGUACCCCCCAUCCAUCUGCAUAUCCGAACGCGAUAUCCGACAACCGAUCCCCCUGAGCAGUGUUUCGUGCGACUACGACUGGGCGCCGCCCUCCCGAUCCCCGUCGGCGUCGCCCAUCGCCCUGCCGCUCCCCCUCCCGCUGUCCAGCGCGAGCAGCAGCCCCCUGCUCACGGAGACGCGCGAGGCAUUCGUGUACUCUCACGUGUCCCAAGUCGACGAUCCUCUGGAGGAUUACUGGCGCGCGUUUGAUGGAGGCGCAUCGUGGCAUCCGUCGCACGCGCAGGAAUUUAUCGGGGUCCAGCUCCCGGACGCAUACACGGAACCGGCAACUCUAAAGUACGCCACCGCGUGUGCCUCUCUCUCUAUUCAUCCCCAAGCCUCCAUUUAUUACACCCCGCAGCUCUUCGACGUGAUCACCACGGGUCUCCCGAUCCACAACGCGUCGCUCUCGCCCCGCAUAUCCUGGGACUCGAAGACGGCGGACAUACUCCCCGGGUGGGGCCUCAUGGACCCUGUCGCGAACCGCGAGAGCACGAUCCCGGACCUGAUGAGCCACUGCACAGGGCUCGCGCCGCACGAAAUGAUGGGCGCGCUGGCCGACCCCGUCGAGGGCCUGCGCCUGCGGCACCUCCGCCCGUCCUACGCCUUCCGCGCGCACGCCGUUUGGUUCGUACGUGCGGCGGGACGUCCUGCGUCUGCUCGGCAUGCGCGAUACGGCGUUCUUCUGAGACCCGGCGCUGCGGGGCAGGUUGGCGGAUGGCUGUUUAUGCCGCAGGCUAUCUGGCUUCGUGCGCUACUUGAAGAGGUUGAAAACGCGGAGAACGAGACGAUCAUUCCAGCCGAGGUCAUCGAGAAAGCAGCAAGUGAGAUUAUGGUUUAUUCUCCUAUUGCCCGGUACCCAGAACUCUCACCGCUGACAUAUGGCGGGGGCCAAUCUCGUGGGACAUACCGUGGAUUCGAAGUCAUCGAGCACGGGGGUUUGACGCCCGGGUUCCUGAGCCAGAUAUCCCGCAUUCCGUCGCAGAGUCUGGGCGUCGCCGUGCUGACGAACGACGAUAGUCUGGGCAACUUUAUGAUGGAGGCGAUCAAGUACCGGAUCUUCGACGAGUACUUUGGGCUCGCACCUGUCGAAUGGACAGCGCGGUUCGAUUCCACGCCAUUCCGCACAUCGCAGCUGUCGUUAUCAAUAGCUACCGCGAGCGACCGGCCUACGGCUUCCACCGCUCCCUACGCCACUUUGGCAGGGACGUACACGAACGCUGCCUACCGCGACCUGCGCUUGCGUCUGUUUCUGCACGGAUCGAUGGAAGAAGGCGACGGAGCGUGCGAAGACUUGGCGGCGGAAGUCGGGGCACGGCUGCCUGCCGUAAUCCAGCCGCAUGUCCCGACGCUGAUUGCGCGCUGGGCGACGCCGCUGACGCACUACCUGCUCCUCGAGCACUUUGAUCGCGAUCCGUGGAAUCUUACCGGGCUCUGGAGCCACUGCGAGGGAGAAUGGGUCCAGAAGAUGACCGUGGGGAUGUUGGCUGAGCUUGAUGGCGCUCGGGGGUUCGUCGGGCGCGCAUUUUCCGGCUCAUCUGAGCAGGAUCGCGGCGAUGUGGGGUUCGAGAGACCCAAUCGCGAGUAGAUGGAUGUACGAACUUUGGGGGAUGCUAGCAGACUGGGGGGACGUAACAAAAGAACCGUGUGCCACCGGUGCCACGUGGUGAUGUGCAGCGAGAAUAUAUAUAUAAGGGUCCGCGCGAUCAAGGCUGCGAUCAAGCUUUCCCAUCAAUACCCCCCUUCGGAUGAAACCGCCCCGGAGACCUCGCCGAUACACCGAGGAGCGCCCGCCGUUUUCGUCGUUCGAUCAGUUCGCGCGCGGGCAGCUGCUGUGGUGCCGCACGACGCGCAAGGAGAUGAAGCUCACGUCGCGGCGGCGGCUGACGGAGCGCGCGACGGGGAACACGACGACGUCGCCGUCGAUGCGCGGGCUCUACGAGGAGGAGUGGCAGGAUCCCUCGCUGGUCGACAUGGACUCGGAGCUGCGCCGGCUGUGCAUGGUCGUCGAUGUCAGCGAGCCGAAAAAGACGAUCAGCGUCGUCCCGUUCAUUCGCAGUCGCUGGCUCAUGCCCACCAGCCCGUGGCUCGAUCUGAACGAAGCCGGGUCACAUCCGAUCGCGGUGACACCGGGGCCACGAUUCGUCUGGAUCGGUCCGCCGGAGGAAAUCGAUGUGGUGCUCGGCAACUGGGAAGAGAUGCACCCGGAUACCGAUCCCGAUACCGGGCUCAUCCGCGUCGACAACCCGGAUGAGAUGGAACAGAACUUCUGGAACUGGAAAUCCCACCACGAUGUCUACAUGGGCAAGACGGAAGCGUUACGUUGGCUCCCGGCCGACUUCUUCCCGCACUCGCCGAAUGCGACACACGUCCGCGCGUUCUCGCGCGAGGUGCGCGACCCGAUGCUCGGCCCCCACGCGCAGCAUCGCCGGCACCUCUCGGCCGACGCGUACCUCUAUCAGGUGCCGCCCCCGCCGCCGCCACAGCACGCCGGCCACCCGUCAAAUACGUUUGCGUUCGGCGGGUUCAACAUGGCCCCCGCCGCGCCGGCGUUCCGCCAGAACCCGCCGCCGUUCAUGAACCCGGGGCUGAUUGCGCCGCGGGGCUUCCAGGGUGGGUUUGCUGGGGGCCAACAGCAGCAGCAGCAGCAAGGACUGCCCGGGCUCCGGCACCGGGCGUACACGCAUGUGAAUAUGAGCCACAGCGCCAACGCGGGCUUCCAGCAGGCCCAAAACCGGCAGCAGCACAACCAGCAGCACCAGCAGCAGUGGGCUGCCGGCUCCCACCACCGACAGCCGCUGCGCGCGUUCACGAGCGAGGGCUCCAUGCUCGACGAGCGCGAGCGCGCCGCCCCCGCCAUGCAGCAGCGCGCCAACGUCGCGCAGCCGCUCCCGCUCCCCUCGCCCGAGACCUCCGCCCGCUUCGCCGCGUCGCAGCCGCUGCAGCCGGGCGGCGGCGCGCUCCCGCUCUUCCCGUCCCUCGACACCUUCCGCACUGGGCAUCGGCAGCAGCAGCCGCCGCCGCUUCUCCCGGGUCCGCCGCCGGCGCGGGGCCGGAGCUCGCUCGAUCUGGACCGGUACCGCGAGUUCUAUCGCACGCCGGACGCAAAUGUGUAGACCCUGGAUGGAAUGAUUUCUUCCGUAGCGUGUACUUGUAUACCACUCCCUUUGUACAACCCAUCGUAGCUGGCAAUUCAACGCGGGUUCGCGUAGAGCGUGGUGUGAGUGCGGGUGCAUCGACGUAGAUUGCAAGUCGCUGGUAAAACCACACAGGCGAAAUUAACUGCGAUGAAA